UGAGAGAGCUAUUAUGCUCUCUUCGGGACUUUCCCUCUGCCCUCAGAAACGUCAGUCACUUCGUGUUGGAGAGACGUACUCAUUGCGCGUAUAACGAAUCGACACCAGUAGUUUAGAUCCAACUGGAUAUCGGUGCAUACGUCGCAAUUAACACUAUUAAUUAAGAGUGCUAAACUAGGCACGAGCAUUAAGAGCAUCGGACAAAUGGAGGAUAAGAAACGCACAAAGAAAAUUGGUGCCACCAGUGUCGCGGUCGCGAGCGACUCGGACAACCAGUAUGAAGCCUCAUAUUUAAAAACUGGCAGCACGCGCGGUAUUAUUUAUCAACUGAAGAUCUUAACGUGGAUCACAUGGAAACUGAUGUGCCAGAACGAUGCUAGUAUCAGCAAUUGGUGGUUGGCUACGGAAGUACGCAAUGCUCUUGGAUUUCAUGAUCUUGUUUUGAAAUAUGCCAUUAAUGAUGUAAAGGGGGACGGAAGCAUCUCCAAUAAAAAAUAUAUGUAUCGUUUCAUGCAAAUCAAGCACAAGAGGUCCUUGCAAAAGAACUCCAAUAUCACUAGUUACCAUUUAUUGUCUCAGAAUAAAUUGCAUCGUCAGGGCAGUCUGAUUUAUCUAUUCAAAGCCUACGUAAAUAUGCUUGAUAGCUUCGAGGGGAUCACGCCCGAUCAAAUCCUGGACCUAACGAUUUUUACAAACAUGAACAUGGAAGCGUUUACUUUCUUAGUACCAGUAGAAAAUGAUAAACUCUAUGGUUUCGAGGGAAAGGGCAAGAGAUUUCGUAUUGACAUAAAAGCAUUAAAGAAAGUGCCUAGAAUAAUGGUAUGUCUAUACAACAUUAAAGAGGACGAGAAUAUUAUAUCUGGCUUUUUGAGAAAAUUGGUGUUCAUGGUGUGCCAGCCCUCCGAGCAUGAGUUGGAGGAACUGAUCGUUGCAGAUAUGGGCAAAACCUUAAUUAACACGACGCAAAUCUUCUACGAUAACUUGUACAAGAAUAUAAUCAACUGGUUUCUUAUUUAUGAUGCCGGCAAAGCACCAUAUCUCACCGAGGAUCGCGUAGUGGAACAUCUAAAAAAGAUUGAAGCUGUACUGAAGAAAGCGAAGAAUACGGAAAUAUUUGUCGAUCCAGUUUCGAAUUUGUCAGAUAAAUUAAAAUUGUUAUUUUUGUAAAGAGAAUACACACACAUAAUUCUCACUUCGUAAGCUUUCAUUUUUUUCAGACAAAAUGAAGUAUAGUGCCUUACUUUUUCGAUUUAUUAAAAGAAAG
Mycetomoellerius zeteki is the source of this 1264-nucleotide messenger RNA. RefSeq lists its product as uncharacterized. The record is from RefSeq and is a predicted model, not a curated record. The transcript has 2 exons. Lineage: Eukaryota; Metazoa; Arthropoda; Insecta; Hymenoptera; Formicidae. Bases 205 to 1167 code for a protein of 320 amino acids.